Messenger RNA from Rhipicephalus microplus (southern cattle tick), 973 nucleotides. Its product is annotated as nuclear receptor-binding protein-like. Gene Ontology annotation, biological process: protein phosphorylation. The record is from RefSeq and is a predicted model, not a curated record. Gene Ontology annotation, molecular function: ATP binding; protein kinase activity. Lineage: Eukaryota; Metazoa; Arthropoda; Arachnida; Ixodida; Ixodidae.
AGCGGCGGCGCUGGCAUCGCCAUCAAUGGAACAAGCUUGGGAGGGACGAUAGUUAGAGCGCGAUCAGGUUCGAGGUUGUAACAUACUCCCGAUUCGAUGUGUGCCGCAUGAUCGAAAUUUCACGAAGCCUCUCGGCGCUACCAUGGGUGACGCGAAAGACUGCAAGAUUCCUCAGGGAUCCAACGAACAGCGUGUAAGCGGCGACGAUUCGGAAGACGAAAGCGAGAUCCUUGAAGAAAGUCCUUGCGGCCGAUGGCUCAAGCGGAGGGAAGAGGUUCAACAGCGAGACAUUCCAGGCAUAGAUGCCGCGUACCUUGCGAUGGACACUGAGGAGGGUGUCGAGGUUGUCUGGAACGAAGUCAAGUUCUCUGAGAGGAAAAAUUUCAAAGCCAAAGAGGAAAAAAUACGCGAGGUCUUUGACAGCUUGGCUCAGCUCGAGCAUCCAAACAUAGUCAAGAUCCACAAGUACUGGAUGGACAAGGACUCGGAGAAGCCCCGAGUCAUUUUCAUCACCGAGUACAUGUCCAGUGGGUCACUGAAGCAGUUCCUGAAGAAAACUAAACGCAAUGUCAUCAAGCUUCCCCUGCAGGCCUGGAAGAGAUGGUGCAACCAGAUUCUCUCGGCACUAAGUUACCUCCACUCGUGUCUGCCACCCAUCCUGCACGGGAACAUGACGUGCGACACCAUUUUCAUCCAGCACAAUGGCCUUGUAAAAUUGGAUCAGGUGCUGGCACCUGAUGCCAUCAACCACCAUGUCAAAACGUUUCGGGAAAACAUCAAGAAUGUUCAUUUCGUGGCACCUGAGUACGGAACUGCGCCUGUCGUAACGCCUGCCGCUGACAUAUACUCGUUUGGGAUGUGUGCUCUUGAGAUGGCGGCACUGGAAAUUCCUGGAAAUGGCGAUUCGGGCACGCAAAUCACUGAAGACGUCGUCAACAAGACAAUCGAGUCCUUGGAAAACGUUCAGCAAAAG